Caenorhabditis briggsae is the source of this 156-nucleotide messenger RNA. Bases 1 to 156 code for a protein of 51 amino acids. NCBI's taxonomy places the organism in Eukaryota, Metazoa, Nematoda, Chromadorea, Rhabditida, Rhabditidae. The record is from RefSeq and is a predicted model, not a curated record. The transcript has a single exon.
AUGGAGAAAAUAAAAAGUGGUGACCUAGUGACCAUUCCCCUCUCAUUUCACUUUCACUCACAAACCUCGAAAAUGGAAAACAGAGAUAGUGAAGAGGAAUACAAAAAUUUGAUCAGAAGGAACGAAAAUUCAAACCUGGAAUCAUUCGAGAUAUAG